UCAGAGGUCGUCCAGCUAGGAGAAAUAUUGAAGAGCAAGAGUUACCUAAUGCACCUGAAGUGCAACCGCAAGGAGAGGUCUCUAAUGCUGAGUUUAGAGAGGCUAUAAGGAUGCUUAGCCAAGUUGUGACCAAUCAAGUUGGGCAGCAGAGAGGAGCUCGGCAAGAAAAGGCUGACACUUCAAGGAUUCAUGAGUUCUUGAGGAUGAAUCCCCCAAGUUUCACUAUUUCGAGCUCUGCAGAGGACCUAGAGAAUUUCAUUGAGGAACUGAAAAAGGUGCUCGAUGUUAUGCAUGUUGUUGAUACUGCAAGAGUUGAGCUAGCUGCAUAUCAGAUGAAGAAUGUUGCUAGGACCUGGAUGAGUUUGUUUGUUGCUGGUUUGGGUCGCCUGUCAAGCAAUGAGGGCCGGGCAACAAUGCUUAUUAUGGACAUGGAUAUCUCAAGAUUGAUGGUCUAUGUGCAGCAGGGUAGUGUGGCGCAAGGGGGUAGUAAGCCUCCUGCUUGCGCCAAGUGUGGUAUAAACCAUUCAGGUAUUCGUCGUGAAGGAUCCACUGGUUGUUUCAAAUGUGGUCAGAGUGGACAUUUCAUGCGAGAGUGUCCAAAGAACAAGCAGGGACAUGGGGCUACUUCCGGUACUAGCGGAGGAACAAACCGCUUGUAUGCUAUCAACAGUCGCCAAAAGCAAGAAGAUUCACCAGAUGUUGUCACUGGUACGGCUAAUGUUGUUUAUGAUGCCUUGAACAGCUUGUCUAUGGGUAGUACUUCCCAUGUCGAUGAAGAAAAGAGAGAGUUAGAGAAAGUUGUGCAUAGACUUGCACGCUUAGAAGUCUGA
Messenger RNA from Solanum verrucosum, 830 nucleotides. RefSeq lists its product as uncharacterized. The transcript has 5 exons. Gene Ontology annotation, molecular function: zinc ion binding; nucleic acid binding. Lineage: Eukaryota; Viridiplantae; Streptophyta; Magnoliopsida; Solanales; Solanaceae. The record is from RefSeq and is a predicted model, not a curated record. The annotation marks the transcript as partial.